This is a messenger RNA of Aspergillus udagawae, 1017 nucleotides long. RefSeq lists its product as uncharacterized. NCBI's taxonomy places the organism in Eukaryota, Fungi, Ascomycota, Eurotiomycetes, Eurotiales, Aspergillaceae. Gene Ontology annotation, cellular component: intracellular anatomical structure. Gene Ontology annotation, molecular function: nitric oxide dioxygenase [NAD(P)H] activity; oxygen binding; heme binding. Gene Ontology annotation, biological process: cellular response to nitrosative stress; nitric oxide catabolic process. The coding region runs from base 1 to 1017 and encodes 338 amino acids. The transcript is spliced from 3 exons. The record is from RefSeq and is a predicted model, not a curated record.
AUGGAUCGUUGUGUUGCAAUCGCAUCGCAAGUCGCAAUCGCCGCAAUGGUCAGCUAUUUCAUCUACAGGACAUUCAAUGCUCGGAAGCAGCAACCAUCCCUCAAGGAAGCUGCCCCUUCUUCUGCAACCCCUCUCACUCUUAAGCAGAUUGAGCUCAUAAGGGCCAAUGUCCCUAUCCUACAGGAACAUGGCGCUGCUAUCACCACCACGUUCUACCGGAACAUGCUGACCGAGCAUCCGGAACUCAACAACGUGUUCAACACGGCCAACCAGGUCAACGGCUACCAAGCAUGCGUCUCUCUACAUCUAGCCGGACAAUUACAAGAUCGGUGGGAACUACCUGCUGGAAGCCAUGGAGGAGCAUACUGGGCGCUGGCGAACAUCAUGAUUGCCCGCAAAGGCACACUGUACAAGGAGAGCCAAGGCUGGACCAACUGGUGCCAGUUCCGCGUGGCCAGGAAGGUCCGCGAGUCGGAUGAGAUAACCUCGUUCUACCUCAGGCCAGUCGAUGGCAAGCCGCUACCUAGCUAUAAGCCAGGCCAGUACAUCUCCGUGCGUGUUGAUGUGCCGAGAUUGAAGUAUCCCCAGGCCCGACAGAAUUCUCUCAGUGAUGCCCCUCGCUCGGAUUACUACCGUAUCGGCGUCAAGAAGGAAUCCGGCCUUAACCCCUGGGCUCCCGGCGCCAAGAGACACCCCGGAUACGUAUCCAACGUCCUGCACGAUGUCACCAAGGCGACUACCGAAGCCGCCCAUCCUAUUGUGCUCCGAUCGGCCGGUGUCGGCGUUACUCCACUGAUAUCCAUCCUCAAUACCAUCACCAACUCCCCUUCCAACCAGCGCAGGGUCCACUUCAUCCACGGAUCCCGCAGUAGCCAGGCCCGCGCCUUCAAAUAUCACGUCCAGGCGCUGGAGGAGAAGCUUCCCACCAUGCAGGUGACGCUCUUCACCAGCACGCCGUCCGAUCAGGAUCAGCCUGGCGUCGACUACCACCGCCGGGGCCGGGUUGACCUGCAGUAA